Messenger RNA from Prunus armeniaca (apricot), 216 nucleotides. NCBI's taxonomy places the organism in Eukaryota, Viridiplantae, Streptophyta, Magnoliopsida, Rosales, Rosaceae. The record is from the annotation of a GenBank genome assembly.
AUGAAGGAUAAGUCUGAUGUAAGGGCUUUGAGGGAAGAUCAUGCAAGUGAGCACAUUCCCAAGUCUGUGGCGAGGUUCGCAAAAUUGGCUCAGAAUAUGCUGUUUGUGAAGCUGGCUCGUACUUCGUACAAUAACGUGGAGAUACUUAUUGAAGACAAAAGAAAUUGUGUAUCAAGUAGAUUGCUUAAGUUUAUAUGUCUUGUUCGUGUGCGGUAG